This is a messenger RNA of Ornithodoros turicata, 2236 nucleotides long. RefSeq lists its product as uncharacterized. Gene Ontology annotation, molecular function: zinc ion binding; nucleic acid binding. The record is from RefSeq and is a predicted model, not a curated record. NCBI's taxonomy places the organism in Eukaryota, Metazoa, Arthropoda, Arachnida, Ixodida, Argasidae. Gene Ontology annotation, biological process: DNA integration. Bases 842 to 1948 code for a protein of 368 amino acids. The transcript is spliced from 2 exons.
GAUUGCGAAGACUUGAUAUUCAAAAAUGUCUGUUCGCCGAAGAUGAGUCUUUAACAUUUAAGAAAGCAGUGGAAAAAGCACUGUCUCUUGAAAUGGCUACACGAAGUGCCUCGGAAUGCCACGAAGCUGAUACGCCCCCGCCCCUACACAAAGUUGAUAAGGUCGACAAAGAAAAGAAGUCUUCCUGUUAUCGAUGCGGUGCGAACAAUCACUCCAGUGAAUCAUGCAACUUCCGGAAUUCUGUCUGCCACAACUGCAAAAAGAGAGGGCAUAUUCGACGAGUGUGCCGAUCGCGAACAAAGUUAAAACCGCUAUCUGGACGACAGAAUCUUCGCAACUUGAGGGAAGAUGACAACUUUGACUUGAAUAAUGCGGUCCUACGGAUGGAAACACGCAGCAACGACCCCAUGUGCGCAACGGUUGUGAUCGAGAAUGUUCCUGUUAAGAUGGAAAUUGACACUGGUGCCGCUGUUUCCGUUAUGUCUUUCCAGCAGUACCAGAAGUGCUUCCCGGACCUUAAGUUGACACCCACUGCACUGAAGUUGCGGACAUACACCGGGGAAGCGAUUACACCUCGUGGGUGCGUCAUGGUUGACGUGAAGUACAACGGAAAUCAACGAAGCCUUCCACUUCACAUCUUGCGUGAGCCUGGUGUACCUCUCCUAGGACGUGACUGGGUGCGAGAACUGUGCCUGGACUGGACACAACUGAACGCAAUGUCACCCGACAUCAAGUCCACCACGGAGCAAUUGUUCAAAAAGUACAGCCGACUCUUCGAAGACGGGUUGGGAAGAAUUAAAGGACGGCACUUACGGUACACCAAGGGUGCAUCUUGUGGGGCAUGAGAAUCCUGGUUCCAGCGGAGCUGCGUAGUAGAGUGCUUGAAGAGCUACACUCUGGACACCCAGGAAUCGUUCGGAUGAAGGAGAUCGCCAGAGGUUAUACCUGGUGGCCAGGUAUCGACUUCGACUUGGAGCGCAUGGUGAAAGAGUGUGACGACUGCCAGGACCAGCGUCCCUUACCAGCGAAAGCUCCGCUGCAUCCGUGGUCGUGGCCGUCGGAACCUUGGGAACGCGUCCACCUGGACUAUGCCGGACCGUUCCAGAACAAGAUUUUUUUGGUGGCAGUUGACGCCCAUUCUAAAUGGCCGGAGGUGUUUGUACUUGGAUCAACGAGUGCUGAAAUGACAGUUCAGUGUGUGCGUGAACUAUUUGCUCGUUGGGGAAUUGCGAGAACAAUUGUAACGGACAAUGGGCCACAAUUUUGUUCAGAAUCUUUCCAGGUGUUCCUAAAGCAGAAUGGUGUCCGGCAUGUGACAUCAGCACCUUACCACCCGUCAACAAAUGGGUUGGCAGAACGGUUUGUGAGGACCUUGAAAGAGUGUUUAAGAAAGGAUCGUAGCCAGUCGCUGGAGGUGAGGCUAGCCAACCUACUUUUAUCUUAUAGGAACACUCCUCAUGCUACAACUUCUCAAUCACCUGCAUCUUUAAUGCUUGGAAGGACGUUAAAAACGAGACUAGAUCUGAUUAGGCCUUCUCUUAAAUCUGUCGUAACUCAGAAGCAACAAACGCAAAUUUUACAGCGAAACCAUCAAGAACGGAUGUUUCAGGUUGGUGAUUCGGUACGAGUAAGGAAUUACCGGAGUGGGAAGAAAUGGGUUCAUGGCUUUAUUAUCAGUAGAACUGGGCCUGUGUCAUACAAAGUGAAAGUGAUCACACAGCAUGGGACUUUGGUGUGGAGAAGACACGUUGACCAGAUUGUCGCGGCUCAAGCUCGAACAGAAUCUUCGACAGAUCUACAUGAACAAGAAUCGUCGGAUCUCAUGCCUGCAAUCUCCACUGGCCCAUGUUCCGAGACACCGGUGACCGAGAAGCCGCCAACUCCAGUACAAGCAAGAAGAUAUCCACUUCGUGAGCGUCGACCCCCUCAACGUUAUGAAUCCACAUGAACUGGGUUGUUCUAGUAUUUAAGUGUGCAUGAAAGUUCGCAUGCGGGUUUUUGAAAUAUUGUAUACAUUAUUCGCGCAAAGUUAUUUUUUUCUUAGGGUGGUGGUAGUGUGAUAUCUUAUCGCUUUGUACGCGGCCUUGUUGAUAACUGUUCGCGCCUUCAUGGUUUGGCGAUAAAAGGCAGCUGCGGGUUUGUUUUCGUGCAGUCUGCAGCCGGGUGUGUUAGGAGCAGGUUCUGCUCGUGUCGUACUUGAAAUAAACAAGUUCGUUCCACAUUCGGUGUACGUUGU